This is a messenger RNA of Neurospora hispaniola, 987 nucleotides long. Its product is annotated as class I glutamine amidotransferase-like protein. Gene Ontology annotation, biological process: regulation of DNA-templated transcription. Lineage: Eukaryota; Fungi; Ascomycota; Sordariomycetes; Sordariales; Sordariaceae. Bases 1 to 921 code for a protein of 306 amino acids. The record is from RefSeq and is a predicted model, not a curated record. The transcript has 3 exons.
AUGCGCCUCUCCAUCCUCACCACCAUCCUCACCCUCCUCCACCUCCACCUCACCACCGCCGCCAUCCUCCCCCACCACAAAUCCAACCUAGAACUCCUCAAAUCCCUACCCAAACCCUACCCAAAGCCCACCAACCCCUUCCCAACCCCCGCCAACAACACCAACAGCAACUCAACCACCUACCCAACCCCCAAAACCUACGCCCUCCUGCUCUUCCCCACCUUCGAGAUCCUCGACGCCUACGGACCCAUCGAAAUCCUUCAAUUCGUCGGCCACUUCCACCCCACACGUCUCCUCAUCUUUUCCCUCCAAGCCCCAUACUCCUCCGGUCUCGCACCCGUCCUCACUGCCCCGAGUCUAGCGUCGUCGCCCAUCAACAACCCCCUGAACAGCAGUUUCUACCCGACCUUCAACCCCACCCAUCCGAUCCCCACCACGGACCAGCAGUGGGAAGAGAUGCGCGAGGUGCUGGAGAGCGUGGAUGUCCUGAUAGUACCCGGCGGUGAUGGGGUGUACAGUCCUGAUUUGGAAGGAGAGGGUCGGGAGCUGGACUUUUUGAGGAGAAUGGUGGGGGAGGAUAAGUACCUGGUGACGGUGUGUAUUGGUGCUGCGGUGGCGGCGAGGGCGGGCGUGCUGGAUGGGCGGAGGGCGACUACGAAUAAGAUGGUUUGGGGCGAGGUGACGGCUUUGGGAGACAAGGUUAAGUGGGUCUCGCCGGCUCGAUGGGUGGUUGAUGGUAACGUAUGGUCUUCGUCAGGAGUCACGGCGGGUUUGGACUUGACCUUCGAGUUCGUCAGGCAGAUGUACCCGGACGGAGUGGGCAUGGCAAAUUUGAUUGCUGGAGCGAUAGAGCAUGAGCCGGUGAUGGAUUGGAGAUAUGAUCCGUUUGCUGAACGGUUUGGUGUUCCGCCGCAAAAUUAGGGGGCAGUGAUGUUAGGGGUGUGACUGGCAAGGGGGUGACAGAGGGAUACUAUGUCUUGGGUGAAG